AUGUUUCAGGAGGAAAUGGUGCUCUCUGCUGUUGAGAUGGCCGAGAAACUGGCUUCUCACACUAUGCCGUCGGGAUUCAUUCUCGUCAAGAUGCCAGCGACUGAGCUGAAGGAGGACGUUUUGUCCAUCCGAAUGGAGACCCUGGACGUAGCGCGAGGCCCUCUAGUGGUGCGCAGUUUGACGAUAUAUCAAGAUCUGCGGUACCAAAUGCAUGUGUCUGGCCGAGAAUUGUCUACCUCCGCCACGGCCCACUUGGUAAGGAACACAGAACGAUUUCAAACCACGUCGGAAGUGCUGAACGUGCUGGCGUUUCUAAAGGCGCAGCCUCUAGAAGAGUGCACAAUGACAUCCUGCCUGGAACUGCUGCAGAAGCUGGCUGAGGACGACACAACCGACUGCAGAGUCUUCAGUGUGUUCGCUGUCGAGCAGCUCCGACUGAGGACCUGUCCCAGAACCGCCCGCAAGUACAGCCCAUCACUCCUCGGAACAGCUGUCAUCUGGAGCCGGACAAGUCCCCAGCUAUAUGAAGAACUCCGAAACUCUGGACUCUUCAUCUUACCGCACCGGUCCACACUAAGGAGACUUACGUCUGCACUCAGUGUCCAGGAAGGCCUUGAAAUCGGUACGAUGAAGUACCUGCAGAUGAGGAACGCGAAGCUGACGCCAAGAGAGAGGAUAGUAAAUCUCGCUAUGGACGAAGUCUACUGCGCCCCAACGCUGGAGCUCGCCGGCGGAAGACUGCAUGGGGAAUCAAGUGAUGGCUCUGGAAAAGCGACCACAACGCUUUUCUGUACCCACAUUUCAUCUGUCGCUGGCAGAUACGAGGAUCUGGUCACGAUGUCACCAGUGGCGCACGUCACAACGCAGGAAAUGGUGAAGAUGUUCUUCAACGUAGUGAAAGGCCUCACGGAGCUCGGAUUUCGUGUGGUCUCUGUCACCACCGACGGACAUCGCACAAAUCAAAGCUUCCACCGAGCGCUCGGAGAUGGCACCCACCCCGAGUACAUCGUGAACCCGUGGAGCAGUGAUGGGCUGGGAAGAAUCUACACGAUGUUCGAUACAGUCCAUCUGUUCAAGAACAUCUUCUUUAACUUGUUGAACAAGAAGACUCUUCUCUGCCCGCCGUUCGAAAAGACCGGAGCUGCCCUAACGGUGAAAUCUUUUCACCUUGAGAAGCUUCACAGAAUGGAGUUCGGCUCUCCAGUGAAGAUGGCCUAUCGUCUCUCCGAUAAAGUCCUCAACCCGACGAGCAUAGAGCGCGUGAACGUGAAGCUGGCAGACUCCGCCACCCACGAGACCACCAUAGCAGGGCUCAUGGUGUACAGUAAGGAGCCUGGGUGCGACGGAUUCGCAGACACUGCCGAGUUCCUGAAGAUAGUAAGGACUUGGUUCAACAUUGUGAACGUGAAGUCGCCAUACAAGCACGUGGCCAAAAGGGACGAUUUACUCAAGCCCAUCUGCCUGGAGAAUGAAGACUAG
This is a messenger RNA of Amphibalanus amphitrite, 1479 nucleotides long. RefSeq lists its product as uncharacterized. NCBI's taxonomy places the organism in Eukaryota, Metazoa, Arthropoda, Thecostraca, Balanomorpha, Balanidae. The record is from RefSeq and is a predicted model, not a curated record. The coding region runs from base 1 to 1479 and encodes 492 amino acids. The transcript has a single exon.